Molecule: messenger RNA, 5647 nt
Organism: Podarcis lilfordi (Lilford's wall lizard)
Lineage: Eukaryota; Metazoa; Chordata; Lepidosauria; Squamata; Lacertidae
Source: the annotation of a GenBank genome assembly
AUGUACUGCAGAUCAAGAGUUCUGAGUUCCCACUUGCCUGUGAGCUGCUACAUAUCUAGGCAAGUGGUUAUUUACAUGUCUGGCUUGAAAGGUGGGUGAAGGUUUUUUUUUAUUUUUAUUUUUAAUGUUUUUGCUUUAACAAACUUUUAUUACAUAUGUACUCCGGUAUUCCUCAGGAUGAUUCCUUUUAUGCUUAGAAAAUCUGGUCAGGUGUGUUUGACCGAAAAAUGGGCACAAUAUUUCAUUCUUUAAAUGGACUACAGAACUGAUUUAGGAUUCUGGUCUCCUUCAUCCAAGCAUGACGCAUCAUAUCAUGAUGCCUUUUAGCGUCUCAUCCACACCUCCAUUUGUCCCGCUGCUUUUCCCCAGGGAAACCCACAGUUUACCACUGAAUCAGACCAAAUUGCAAUUGGGUUUUCUGUGGAUUGUUGUUUUUUCCGAUUCAGCAGUCAAGAGUGUGUUUUCUAGGCAAAAGCUGGGGGGCAAACACACAGCCAUUCAGACCCAUGCCUAGAAAGCACGGGACCAGCAGAAUAACACUCAGACCGGCCCCAUUUUUUUUAGACACAGAACAAGUGGAUGAGCUCUUAGUUAGGUUGUAUAUUGACUUUUAUUCACGUUUAUAAUUAUAGGUGCAUUCCCACGUUUACAAGCAGGGAUGGCUGAUGCCUCCCAGAAGUGGGAAUGCUAUAAACCCUACCAGUCCUGUCAAACUACCCCUAACCACACCUUUACAUGGAUCUUUUUUAGAAUUCUACCACAGCUCUGUGAAUUGAAGGUACCUCUUAUCAGCCAUAAUAUCUAAACCCACAUGUUCAGAGACAGUAUAACUCUCCAUACUGGAUGCUAGGGACACCUGCAGGUGGGAAAUAGAAUCAUAUUCAUGUCUUGAUUGUGAACAGAAGCAUCUGGCUAGUCACCAUUGAAAACAAAGCUGCACUAGACUUCAUCUGAUCUAACAAGUCUGUUAAUACUCUUAUAUGCCCAGUGUUGUGGGUUGUUUUGGAAUAUUUUGAACAGGAAAACUUUAUGGUUCUAUAAACUUACUGGCAUUUGAUCCAGUCUGUUAAAAGCAAAACAAAAAAACCCUGCAGAAAUAUGCCUUAAUAAAUAUGUCCAAAAAAAUAUAAACUGAAAUAUUUGAUUAAGAAGCAACUUCAGUAAUAUACAGAUGUCUCCCAACUUGCGCACAAUCAGCAUGUGUGCUUCUGCUAACACACGUGCCAAAAAUGGCGAUAAAAAAGGGCAGGGCAGAAUGGGUGAAUCCCCACUUGUGUGCGUCCCAGAACGGAACGCCCGUGUAAGUGGGGAUUCCCCUGUAGUUUAAAAGUUAUAUCCAAACAAAGUGCAAGUGUCACUGGGGUGAGGGAAAUGAUUAUUUAGAUAUAAAAUCACAACUUGAUAUUAUACACUUCAUUUUACAAUGUUAUCAUUUUGAGAGAGAGAAAAGGGCACUGUGUUUUUAUCUUGAUAACCAAAUGUGGGAGGAACCUCACAAAACAGAGUUUUUCUUUUUCCUCUUCUCACUGUAGUUCCUUACUGUAGCUAGUUGGUAGAACAGGAGACUCUUAAUCUCAGGGUUGUGGGUUUGAACACCACAUUGGUCAAAAGAUUCCUGCAUUGCAAGGGGUUGGACUAAAUGACCUUCACAGUCCCUUCUAACUCUAAUUCUAUGAUUCUCUGAAAAGCCUGUCCAGAGGACUGGGAUGUCUCCUGAAUAGUAGCUUCAGUGAGAUUGCUUUUUGCAGGCUGUGCUGGUGCCAGAUAGUAGUACUACACCUGCAAAAAUCUAAAAAAAAUCAAGACUUUUAUCACAGACACGUGUGUGUUGAUGACCUUUUGCCAUUAUCUCAAUGUUGGCUUUGAUGCAUUGUGGGGAAACCCAACCAGAUGGGCGGGGUAUAAUAUUAAAAUUGUUAUUAUUAUUAUUAUUACCAUCAUUAUUAUUAAGUACACUAAAUAUGUGCAAUGUAUUAACAAUAAUACAUUGCUAACGUGAACAUAUAAAUUGUAUUUGAUGUGUGAAACUUUUUUGUAAAUAAUUAAUAAAAAUGUACUGGAAUAAGUAUUACAUUUUGGUCUUCAUGUGUUCACCCUAAUUAAACAAUUUUGAUAUGAAACCAACUAGAAUAGGAACAUCUGUCUGAAUGGAAGUGUUCGCUUUGAUAAGUGCUGUUUUCAUUCUAUUUUAAGUUGUGGGAAGAGAGAAUACUCUCUAAUAUUGUGCAUAACUUAUUCUUGAGUCAGUCAUACACAAUAUCAAUGCAUAAAUGUUGAACAGUAUCUCUUUUGUAUAAAGUAAACAAUAGUGAAUUCAACAGUAACUAUAUUUUUGAUUUGUUUUCUUGAUUGUAUUCUAUAAUUUCCUAGCCCAUUCCCAGUGGAAAUAAAUAAGUUAUUUCUUUUAGUACUUCUAACAUUUCCCAGACAUUGUCUGCUCUGUUUUUUGUUGCUUCCUAUUAAAACUGUUUAGAUUGCAUGUUAUAGUUUAAUAUUUUGUGAUUGUAUCUAUGGUGGGAUGACCAUUUUUGGUGAGAGUCUGAGGUGGGGUUGUCAAACAAACCAUGGUUAGGUGAGGCUGCAGGAUUUAGACAUAAUGACAAACCAUAGUUAAAAACAAAUCAUGAUUCAUAUGCCAACAACAAACCAUGGCUUUGUUAGUCUAACCAUAGUUAGUCUGCUGGGCAUGCUUCGAAUGGCUGAACAAAUCACACUUUGCCUAUAUAACCCAUGGCUUAGUGUUAUAUGUGAAUAGGCCUUUGAAACUAAUACAGUAAUCUUUUCAUUUUAAAGCUAAUCUUUGUCCAACACAUCAAAAGUAACAUUGUUUGUCUUGUCAAUUUGUUCUCUCUAAUGUAAAUGGAUUGAGAAAUUGUUUUGUUUGUAUUAUUAUUGCUACAGUUUAUUAGCAGCCCUUCACCCAAAGUCCCAGGGCAGGUUACAACAAUUAAAACACAGUACAGUGGUGCCUCGCAAGACGAAAUUAAUUCGUUCCGCGAGAGUCUUCGUCUAGCGGUUUUUUCGUCUUGCGAAGCAAGCCCAUUGACGGAUUAGCGCUAUUAGCGCUAUUAGCGGUUUAGCGGCUAUUAAAGGCUUAAAGGCUUAGGGGAUUAGCUGCUAAAAGGCUAUUAAAGGCUAUUAAAGGCUUAGCAGAUUAGAUAAAGUGGAAGCGAAAAAAAUCUCAAGACUCGCAAGGUAUUUUCGUCUUGCGAAGCAAGCCCAUAGGGGAAUUCGUCCUGCGAAGCAACUUCAAAACGGAAAACCCUUUCGUCUAGCGGUUUUUCCGUCUUGCGAGGCAUUCGUCUUGCGGGGCACCACUGUAUUAAAACAGUUUAACAGUACUUAAAAUUAAAGAAAUAAGGUGGAUCCUUAUUUUUUUAAAAAAGAAUUUGAAUUUGAUCCAUAUUGCAAUUCAUACUUGCAGACGAUGGAGCAAGUUAUGUAUAAGUGCGUGUAAUGGCUGCCCAUCAUCCCUUUUCAUAACUGGAAGCCCCACUUCAGGGACAUGUAUGAUUGGUGAAGAGACAGGAUGGGGGAAGAGUGCUUAACUAUUCUUCUAACUGAUACUUCUUCAUUCAAAUCAUAUGCAUGCAUGCACCCACACCUCAAAGUGGAACUCAAACACUUGUACUCUCAUCUUUGUUUUUUGUUUUUUAAAUAAUAUUUAUUACUUUUCCAACAAUUUAAACACUACAAAAACAGUACAAUACAAUACAAAAACACUACAUAACAUUGACACAUUAAACACAUUAAACUAACAAAACAAAACAAAAACAGUAAAAUAAAUCAAAGAAUUUCAAUAUCCCAUCUUUCAUUCACUUGUUUCCACGACCUCCUCACACCUCCCUUUUUGUAUUCCACUUCUGUUAAUUGUUUCAGCAAUUCCUUUCCAUCUUCCUCUGUUUUCUAUCCUAUAAUUAUCUUAACACAUUCUAACCUUAUUUUUCCUUUAAUACUCUAUUAAUCUAUUUAUACUUAAUUCCUUAUAACAUUUCUACUAAAGCCAUAUAACUUCAUUCCAACAUUUUUCUAACAUUCAUUAAUUUUACAGUAUUUCUGUAAAUAGUCUUUAAACUUUUUCCAAUCUUCUUCCACCAACUCUUCUCCCUGGUCUCGGAUUCUGCCAGUCAUUUCCGCCAAUUCCAUAUAAUUCCAAUUCCAUCAACUUCAUCUGCCAUUCUUCCCGGGUGGGUAAAUCUUGUGUCUUCCAAUACUUCGCGAUGAGUAUUCUUGCUGCUGUUGUUGCAUACAUAAAAAAGCUUCUAUCCUUCUUUGGCACCAAUUGGCCGACUAUGCCCAGGAGAAAGGCCUCUGGUUUCUUCAGGAAGGUAGAUGUAAAUACCUUUUUCAUUUCAUUAUAAAUCAUCUCCCAGUAUGUCUUAAUCCUUGGGCAUGUCCACCAAAGGUGAAAGAAUGUACCUUCAGUCUCAUUACAUUUCCAACAUUUGUUGUGGGGCAAAUGGUAAAUUUUUGCAAGCUUGACUGGUGUCAUGUACCACCUAUAAAUCAUUUUCAUUAAAUUUUCUCUUAGGGCAUUACAUGCCGUGAAUUUCAUACCUGUGGUCCAUAACUGUUCCCAGUCAGCCAUCAUUAUAUUAUGUCCAACAUCUUGUGCCCAUUUAAUCAUAGCUUCAUCCAUUUCACCGUUUCAUCCUGAGUGUUCCAUUUCAACAGCAAGUUAUACAUUCUUGACAAAUUCUUGAUUUUUGGAUCUAACAGUUCUGUUUCCAAUUUUGAUUUUUCCACCUGGAAACCAACUUUUUUGUCCAAAUUGUAUGCCUCCAUUAUUUGGUAAUAAUGGAGCCAAUCUCGCACUUUAUUUUUCAAUUUUUCAAAGCUCUGCAAUUUUAGUCUGUCUCCAUCUUGUUCCAAAAUUUCCCACUUGUACUCUCAUCUUUGGAGUUAUUUGGCUUAUGGUAUUGCCGUUGCUUAUGGAAUUACUACCUUUUGAAAUUCACCAUUAUCAGUUAUGUGCAUUAAAUUAAAAAGUAAUGGUAAGCUGGUAUGCAUUGACCAUUGUAAAGCAUGUUGAUUCCAUGUGCAAAGGACUGGAAACAAGUGAGUGAAUCAAAGGGAAGGAGCAGAACAGGGAAUGAGGACGCAAACAAGAAGAGUAGUGAAGAUUGAUUACAUCUGACUUGUCAUCCCUCUUGGUGCUCAUGUAAUGGCAGUGUCUCACAGAACAUUCUUCCUCUGGGCACAUUCAGUUACUUGGAUCCUAUGUGCAGAACUGCUCCUGGUGCUGUUAGUCUGCUGAAGACUAGAAGAAUGCAUGCAGCCAGAAAGAGGAGUGUACUGUUGGGCAACACUGUUGUUUUAGCACCAAGGGUGGGGGAAGACUAUAUUAGCUUUCUAGCUUAUCUCCUCUUCUGACUUACUGUCUUCUAGUCCUGUCUAGAGACAAGAUACAUUGUUCUCUGCCUGCAGAAAAUCUGGAUCAUGAUUACUGUUAAUUAUUGUUAUAUACCAUAAAAAGUAUGAGCACAGGCUAUUUUUCUUUCCCAUUGACAUCUAGUUUUCUGAAGUCAACCUCUUCACUAAUGUCUAGCCCCUUCUUCUUUGUUUUUCAGAUCAGCAAAAAUGGGAAGCACUGGAUUCUGGUUUGCUCCUAGACAUGUCAGUGGAACUGGUUAAGACCAAAAUCUGA